Messenger RNA from Synchiropus splendidus (mandarinfish), 2338 nucleotides. It is a transcript of the gene gper1, whose product is annotated as G protein-coupled estrogen receptor 1. The transcript is spliced from 2 exons. Gene Ontology annotation, molecular function: nuclear estrogen receptor activity; G protein-coupled receptor activity. Bases 599 to 1738 code for a protein of 379 amino acids. Gene Ontology annotation, biological process: cellular response to estradiol stimulus; G protein-coupled receptor signaling pathway. Lineage: Eukaryota; Metazoa; Chordata; Actinopteri; Syngnathiformes; Callionymidae. Gene Ontology annotation, cellular component: membrane. The record is from RefSeq and is a predicted model, not a curated record.
GUCGAGUCUUAUGUGACUGUUCAUUUCAUUUCAAUAUGGGAUUCUGAAUCACCUUUAUAAUUGUGCGCCAGUACUUUAUUACUCCUGUCGGUGACGACUGCCCCUCACCUGUUUAUCGUGUGGAUUCAGCGUGAAAUCUUUGGUCAUCUGGGGCCGAGGACCGCAGUGAGGAUGACGGUGGCAGACCCCCUUGCGCGGCUGUGCUCCCCCUCCUCUCCCCUCCAGACAGGGUUGGGCCAAACAGCAGGUGGUGCAGAAGAGAACCCCGGACGCUGGAUUUACAAACCUCUGGAUCUUUGUCUUCUGCACAGGAUAAAACAUGGAAGAGCAUUUUCUCAACUCAGGUGUCACACUUCUAGAGUCUCCAGCCAGAGCUCAAUGAAUAUAAAUGUACCCUGGAAGACAAGGCAGGAAUCCAAUCAGAUGACUGUGAGGAGGAAAAAGAAAGAGCCGCACGUUCUAAUCUCAGGCCCGCAGUUUGGACUCCCAGAACCAUGUGAAUAUUUUAAAUGAAAAAAGCCAGAGGCCUCCCCGGGACGUGCUUGCUGUUUGGGAGUGGACUGAAGUUUGACAUCAUCAUGUCACUGAGGCAGACUAGAUGAUUCAUCCUCUCGAGAGACGGAAGUGGGAAGCGACGGGGUUUAACAAUGUAGCCACGCCAGGUGACAUGUGGUCAUUUAUUCAAGACAAUAUGGAGGUGCACACGGCCUCCGUGCUUUACGUCAACACCACAGAACAAAUGAACGCUUCACAUGAAAACGGCACCACUGAACUGCUGGAAGACGACAAACACCAGUCGUAUAUUAUUGGCCUCUUCCUGUCCUGCUUGUACACCAUUCUGCUCUUCCCCAUUGGAUUCAUCGGCAACAUCUUGAUCUUGGUGGUGAACUUGAACCAUCGUGAGAAGAUGACCAUCCCUGACCUUUACUUUGUCAACCUGGCUGUGGCGGACCUCAUCCUGGUGGCCGACUCCCUCAUCGAGGUCUUCAACCUGAAUGAGAAGUACUAUGACUACGCCGUGCUGUGCACCUUCAUGUCCCUCUUCCUGCAGGUCAACAUGUACAGCAGCAUCUUCUUCCUCACGUGGAUGAGCUUCGACCGAUACAUCGCCUUGGCCAGCUCCAUGAGCUGCAGCCCGCUGAGGACUAUGCAGUACGCCAAGUGGAGCUGCGGCCUCAUCUGGAUGGCGUCCAUUCUCGCCACGCUUCUGCCUUUCACCAUUGUGCAGACCCAGCACAGGGGAGAGCUGCACUUCUGCUUCGCCAACGUCUCUGAAAUCCAGUGGCUUGAAAUCACCUUCGGCUUUCUGGUGCCGUUCUCUGUUAUCGGGCUUUGCUACUCGCUCAUCGGGCGCAUCCUCAUGAGAGCUCAGAAGCAUCGUGGACUGUGGCCACGGAGGCAGAAGGCCCUGCGCAUGAUUGUGGUGGUGGUUCUGGUGUUCUUCAUCUGCUGGCUGCCGGAGAACGUCUUCAUCAGCAUCCAGCUGCUGCAGGAGCCAUCACAGAGGACGGUGACCACCCUGUGGCAUGACUACCCCCUGGCAGGCCACAUUGUGAACCUGGCAGCCUUCUCCAACAGCUGCCUGAAUCCCAUUAUCUACAGCUUUUUGGGGGAAACCUUCAGAGACAAGCUUCGAGUCUUCAUCAAGACCAAGGCCAGCUGGUCAGUUGUCAACCGUUUCUGCCAUCAUGGACUGAAUCCCUGCUUACCAGUCCAGGGUGAAGCCUCCGAUGUGUGACUCCCAAGAUUUGAAAGAUAUGCUCUAUUUUUAUAUAGAAUCAUUUUUAUGAAUUUUGUAAACCAUGCAAAGUGGCGAGCUGUUACUUACAUGUCUUAGAUAACUUGAGAGCUCAUAAUUCUUCAUGAUAAUACAUGUGUAAUAAUUUUAUUUUCUGUCAAAAAUGUGUAUCACAUGAAGUUCAUAUAUUGAUAUUAUCUUUCACACCGUAUGGGGGUUAAAAGGCUGAACGUUACUUCAAAAAGUGCCUCAAACGUAUUCAGAUUUGGCUUCAUUUUUGAGAGUUAAAAACAUGUUAAUAAUUCCCUCCAUGAGUCAUCUUGUUCCUCACUUUUUAAAAAAAUGUGUAGUUCAAAAUGCAAUAUUUUGAAAACACAAGUUAACAUCAGACUUUCUUGCCCUGUUUCUACUGGAUUGUUGCUGCCCCACUAAGUGCAUUAAAACUACAUUGUUAUGAUUUCAUUGAUAUUUAGAACGUUUAAAAAAACACAUCUAAUACUAUUGAUACAAUACAUCUAGGGUGAUAACAUUCAAUUUCUAAAAAAUGUUUUAUUGAUGUAUGUAUUUGGUUAUGAAUAUUCUCUUAAAUAAACUUGUCGA